CGUCAGCAGCAUUGGCCACUGGCACAAUAUAAUACUGAUUGAUCCGCAGAAGAGAGGAGAGGAUUUACUUUAUUCAACCUUUAAUUUCAACCGUCCUUUAUUUUAUUGAACUAAAACAAUGGCAGACACACAAGUUGACUCCGGCUCGGAUAUCUCUGCCAAGGACCUGAAAGAGAAGAAGCUGGUGGAGGAGAAGGAGAACGGCAAAGAUGCUGCCACCAACGGAAAGGAAAACGAGGAGAACGGCGAGCCCGACGUAGAUGACGAAGAAGACGAGGAAGUGGACGAGGAGGACGAGGAAGAUGAUGGAGAAGGUGAGGAGGAAGACGAGGAGGACGAUGAUGAUGAGCUCGAGGGAGGCACAAAACGGGCAGCUGAGGACGACGACGACGACGAUGAGGACGACGUCGAAACCAAGAAGCAGAAAACCGACGACGAUGAUUGAUGCGUUUCCCCCCGCCAUCCUGCUGAACCACUUCCUGAUUCUUCACCUUUGACCUUUUUUAUGUCGGAGGUGGAGGGGCUGGAGGACUGAUUUAAAAUAAAAAAAAUAAUAAUAAAAAAAAAUCAAACAUGGUCAUUAGCAAGUAGAGUUCAACAUCCAUGUCCACACACUCUAUCUCCCCUCAACUGCGACAAAUUUUCUAGAGGAAUCCACCGCCACAGCAAUGCAGAAUCCGGCUCAACCUUCUCAACGACGUAACAACACAAAAGGAGAAUUUGUUUGUAUUUUUAUUUACAUUUUAUAUUUUUGUACAUAUUGUUAGGAGGGGGGGUCAGUUUCUCUCGGCAGCGAUCUCCUCAGACCAAAUCGGUGCUUCUUUACGAAAGAUUUUACUUGGUUGACCAUGUUACGAUAUCUCAACAGAUAAUAGAAAAAACAUGUAAAAAAAAUCAAAAAAAAGGAGAAAAAAACAUGGAAAGAAAACCUCUUAAGCCGUUGAACUCAGAGCAUUCCAGUAAAUUUAAUGUAUGUACUUUAGCUGUACCAUAACUAGUUUGUUUGUAUGGGAGGGCAAGGCCAAAGAAAAGGAGCCUCUUUUCUUUUUCCUUUUAUUUUGUUUUUGUCAGCGACUUUUUGUUUUAUGACGGCCUGUUUUGAUGUAUGUGCGAAGUUUGUUGUUUGACAAUAAACCGGACUUUUAUUUUGUGAGUUGUA
Molecule: messenger RNA, 1159 nt
Organism: Myripristis murdjan (pinecone soldierfish)
Lineage: Eukaryota; Metazoa; Chordata; Actinopteri; Holocentriformes; Holocentridae
Gene: ptmab
Product: prothymosin alpha b
Exons: 5
Coding region: 119-445 (108 amino acids)
Biological process (GO): positive regulation of transcription by RNA polymerase II; negative regulation of apoptotic process
Cellular component (GO): nucleus
Molecular function (GO): histone binding
Source: RefSeq, a predicted model, not a curated record